Crotalus tigris (Tiger rattlesnake) is the source of this 1843-nucleotide messenger RNA. It is a transcript of the gene SAMD15, whose product is annotated as sterile alpha motif domain containing 15. The coding region runs from base 17 to 769 and encodes 250 amino acids. Lineage: Eukaryota; Metazoa; Chordata; Lepidosauria; Squamata; Viperidae. The record is from RefSeq and is a predicted model, not a curated record. Gene Ontology annotation, molecular function: protein binding. The transcript is spliced from 7 exons.
CCCUAUUGUGGGAACGAUGGACAGUAACACGAUUUUGCGGACGGAUGUCGCAGACGACGAAGACGAGGAGGAAGAGGAGGAGGAGGAGGAGGAAGAAGAAGAGGAAGAAGAGGAGGAAGAAGAGGAAUAUGAGGAGGAAGAAGAGGAAGAGGAGGGUGAGUCGCUGCCCCGCCGCCGCCGUCGCCGCCGCCGCCGCCAUCCUUCCCUUAAGUCUCAGUCUUCAAUCAAAGAAGGCAGCCGACCCUCGGCUGCAUCCGAAACUAUGCUCGUGCCCGAAUCGCUGCUCGAAGCCGAAGUCAAAACUCCCACCAUCGUUGGUCCCUUGUAUUUAUCCUGGACUCCCGAGGAGGUGGCUGAAUGGAUCGGCGACCUGGGCUUUCCUCAGUACAAGGAGUGUUUUACUACAAAUUUUAUCUCAGGACGGAAACUCAUAUAUGUAACGUGUUCAAAUCUACCACAGAUUGGAAUUACUGACUUUGAACAUAUGAAGGAAAUUUCAAAGCAUGUACGAGAACUGCUGCAAUUUGAAGAGCCACUUUUUGAAAGAAGUAUCUCUCUACCACCUCGAGAUAACAUUGGAUUGUUCUUAGAACAAAAGUCUCGAACUGGAAAACACAGUGAUGCUCUUAGUUAUUCUCAGUUUGUUCAAGAAGCAAGAUUACAAGAUUAUGAACCAAAGCCUCCAACUCCAGAAUAUGUAUGCGAACCCCAGCCUUCAACGCCAUCAUAUGAAGAACUACAGCAAACCAGUUCAUUUUUCUCAAAAUAAGAGAAUAUUCGUUGUUCUUAUGUUUCAGAUAUUACAUUGAAAUAUUUUCCUGUAUUUCUAUUUCAGUUUUCACAGGGAACAAAAUUGCAUAUGGAUGCAGUUUAACCAGUAUCCUAAUCCUAAACUUGAUAAAUAGAAUAUCAUGGAGGAAGUGCUUCCUGAUGCAAAACAGAAAUUUUUCCACAUCACUAAUGCAAAAUAAAGCCAUAUGUGAACACAGAGGAUUGUUCUUACUGGAAUUUUAUCAAUUUGAAAAAUCAGUGAUUUAGUGGGUUUUAGCAGCACUGCUGAGAGUGGUAUCUUUUUAGUCAUAGAAGUCGUCAAAUCUUCACUUUUCAUGGCUAAUGCUGUUAUCAUGUUAAAAUAAGAUGAAGCAAUGAUUUCCUGAAGAGAGGUAUUUGUUUCAAGAAGCUGGCUAAGAGAGGUAAAGGAAUGGAAAUGGGAAUACUAUAUAUUUAAUGAUUAAGCUCUAGUCUAUAAAGAUUCUUCAGACAUCUAUCAUUUCUAUCUGCAUAUAUGCAAUUUACCACUGACUCCAAGCAGGUCAUCUAGACAGAACCUGCUCCUAGUACCCUACUUUGGGAAGGAAAGAAACUGAAGCCAAUAGGUACUUAGUUCUCUGAAAAAUCUUCCUGUGGAAAUAACACCAGCCCUGCAGAUCCCAAAAUAUGUAUGUGCUGCCCUGGGAUUUUAAAAAAAAUUUCAAGAGAUCUGGAUGUUCUUUCCUGAAAUGGCACCCAAAUGUAACAAUGUUCUGGCCAGUUGUUUCCCAAGAUGGCCUCCACCAAUAAUCCCAAUCUUCAGUCUUUGAUUAUCCUUAGAAGGUUGGGAACCACAAACAGCAGUCCCCAUUUAGAGCAGAAGAACUAUCCAAUGUAAUAAUAGGAGAGGGAACAUUGCUGCUGUUAGUGACUUGGGAUCUUCCUGGACCCAUGGCUCCUUCACAUAGAUGAUGCCAGCCACAGGGAUCACAGAAUCAAAUCUUCACGGUGCCUACACUCUCUGUCUGGCGUAGCAUCCCCUGGAUACCUUCUUGGUUUUUAGAAAUUUUAUUAAAACAUGAUUAUUUCAUCA